UUAUAUUGAAUCUAUUGUAUUAAGUUCCAUCAAGAAAUUAAAACAUGGUUUACUCUUCUUUCCAUCUUCCAUUGCUAUUAUUCACUCUUUUCCAAUUAAUUGUAAUUCAAAACCAUUUGUUUUGCAAAGCUGAUCCUACUGAUGGUUUCACUCCCAUAUCUAUUAACCAAGGCAAUUUCGAAAUUCAAAAGCCUUAUGAUGUGCCUGUGAAUCAAAGGUAUUCCUUCAUUGAUGGAGUACACAAAUUUUGGGUUUACAAGACUGACAAGCCUCACACUACAUCUAGCCAAACAAAACCCCGUUGUGAAAUUCGUAUAACGGGGAAUGAUUAUUCAUCUGGUGUUCGACAAUUUGAGGGAUAUUUCUAUGUGCCAAGUGGUUCAUCUGGUGUGUCAAUAAUGCAAGUAUUUGGAGCAUCACCAUCAUCCACAACUUUAAUGCUAAGAGUUUAUGAUGGAACUCUCUAUUACUAUAGAGAAAAAGUUAUUGAAUCAAAUAUUUAUAAUAGAUGGAUCAGACUAAAUGUGAUUCAUGAUGUUGGUGCAAGUAAAUUAAAGGUUUAUAUUAAUGAAGUUCUCAAGCAUGAACCAUCAGGAAGAGGUGGAGACCAUCAUUAUUUCAAAUUUGGAGUUUAUACACAAGAUAAUGAGUCUGAUCGAAUGGAGUCUCGUUGGAGAGGGAUUAAGCUUUUCAAGAAAUAAACAUCUAUCACUUGUAGUGUCUUAACAUGAUCGAGCGGACUAGCUCUAUAUGGGUCAUGAAACUUAUGUAAUUUCAUUUAAUUAAGAAAUAUGAUGUAUUAAGACAAAUAAAUCAUCCUCUUAGGUUUAUGAUCAUGAGGUUGAGUUGAAUAAGAUUUUACAAAAAUAAAUGAAACAAGCUUUAAUCA
Messenger RNA from Solanum tuberosum (potato), 889 nucleotides. Its product is annotated as citrate-binding protein-like. NCBI's taxonomy places the organism in Eukaryota, Viridiplantae, Streptophyta, Magnoliopsida, Solanales, Solanaceae. The transcript is spliced from 2 exons. Bases 45 to 701 code for a protein of 218 amino acids. The record is from RefSeq and is a predicted model, not a curated record.